Molecule: messenger RNA, 147 nt
Organism: Funneliformis caledonium
Lineage: Eukaryota; Fungi; Glomeromycota; Glomeromycetes; Glomerales; Glomeraceae
Source: the annotation of a GenBank genome assembly
AUGAUAGACUUCGAUCAAGUUCAAUUAAUGGACCGAGCCGUAAGAGAAUCCGUUGGAUAUUUUAAUGGCCUUCACCGAAGGUACAAUAAUCCCGAUUACAAUGUCAUUUCACGAAAAACAAUAUCCAGUAGUAUAUGUCAACAUUGA